Messenger RNA from Hippocampus zosterae (dwarf seahorse), 5781 nucleotides. It is a transcript of the gene zbtb26, whose product is annotated as zinc finger and BTB domain containing 26. The transcript is spliced from 2 exons. The record is from RefSeq and is a predicted model, not a curated record. Gene Ontology annotation, molecular function: protein binding. Gene Ontology annotation, biological process: regulation of immune system process; regulation of cytokine production; negative regulation of transcription by RNA polymerase II. The coding region runs from base 2212 to 3528 and encodes 438 amino acids. Lineage: Eukaryota; Metazoa; Chordata; Actinopteri; Syngnathiformes; Syngnathidae.
UUUUAAAAUAGUUUGAUCUUGUGGAAUUUACAACAGUACAAUUACUGUAUAAAAUGUGGGGGGCAGGAUCCGAAAUAUGCUCUCCGAGGGUGAGGCUGACUGGUUUGUGGGGAACUUGUGAAUUUAGAAGAUAAAUUACUCGAGGACAACAAUGCAAAGCUGAUGUAUAUCUGUAUGGGGAGUGAAACUUUAGAACUGACUGAAUAUUGACCUACAACAAUGUCCAAACAUACACCGGUUGAAAAAAUAAUAUAAAAUCAACAUUUUUGUGAGGUAUAGGAAAAGUGCAAAAUCUUGAUGAGUUGUAACAACACUGCCUGUGUCAUAUUAUUAUGAUAAUCAGUAUUGUAUUACAGUAUUUUGUUAUUGUGUAUAAUUGUGUCGGUACAAGUAUAUAUGUAUAUGGUACAUAUCUUCUUAUUAAUAAUGAUUAUAAUAACCUUUAUUUAGAUUUGAAGUGAGAUUACAGGAUUUUUCCUGGCUCAAAUUAACGCAGAGGUGGUACGUUCCUGACCAUGCGCCAUGACGUGCAUGUAUUUUGUAAAUCCAAUGGGGACUCACUUUCUUUUACAGGAAGUGCAAUGAGAAAGGAAGAGCUUUACCUUAUACAGCUGCCUAAGACGAAAGUAGCUGGAUUUAACAACAGCAUUGAUUUGCCAGUUCAAUUUAAAAUCACUGUUCAAUUUAAAACCCAAGUUCGAGACAGUUGGCUAAGAUACUACAAAGCCCGGUGAUCCAAUGGCACAUCGACCUCACAGUGCAGCAAUUCCAUCUCCGGCCCUGUGUGGAGUUUGCAUGUUCUCCCCGGGCCUGCGUGGGUUUUCUCCGGGUACGCCGGUUUCCUCACACAUUCCAAAAACAUGCAUGCCAGGCUGAUUGAACACUCCAAAUUGUCCCUAGGUGUGAGCGCGGAUGGUUAUUCGUCUCUGUGUGCCCUGCGAUUGGCUGCCAACCGGUUCAGGGGGUCUCCCCGCCUACUGCCCGAAGACAGCUGGGAUAGGCUCCAGCACCCCCACGACCCUUGUGAGGAUAAGCGGAUUGCAAACUGGAUGGAUGGAUGAAUGGAUGGACUACGGAGCCCAGGUCAACAGGGUGAAAUGUACCAGGACCACUGAGACCAAACACUGUUGAAAUUUCUGUAAUUCAGUGACAUCUAUGCUUUGAUUUCCACCAGACAGGUCAAACAUGGUCUUAAGGAGAACGCAUCCUCUUUGAUCAGAAGGACAUAGAUCUGACUGUCAUCUGAAUAGUAGUGGAAGGAAAUGCCAUGUUUUAUUAGGGUGGAACCUAAGGGGAGCAAAUACAGUGAAAACAGCAGGAGCCCCAAAAUAGAACCCUGUGGAAUACCAUACGACAGGGACAGAGUGUGAAUCAGACCAACCUAGCCUAACACAGAAAGGCCCGUCAGCCAAAUAGGAUCUAAACUACUCUAGAGCGCUACCACUAAUGCCCACCUGGCGUUGCAAACGAGCCCGCAGAAUGCUGGGGUCCACUGUAUCAAACGCUGCAGUUCGAUCCCAAAAAAUAAGACGCACAUCUGCAGUGCCAUGUAUCAUCUCUAAACCUGACUGGAAAACCUCCCAAAUAUGUUUAUUCAAGAAAGAUAUCAACUGUGGUUGAUUCGCUAAAUUUGGUAAUAACAAUGGAAAAAUACACACUAAUGUUUUUUUGUUUGUUUGUUUGUUUGUUAGUUUUUUCAGAUUUGAUGGGCAAAUUCCGAACACCCGAUGCUCGAGGUGUUUUGGCUGGCGCAAGACAUUAUGCAUUUACCACACAUCAUUCUUAAAGCAGAUAUUAAAAAUGUAGUCUUACAUGAGGCCUUGUGUGGGGAAUAUUUUGCUUCACCAAAUCUUUUACUUCAUCAUUGUUAACAUUACCAUUUUGACUUUCCCACAGACUCUUGGUUAAGGCUACAAAUAAAUUAGCAAUGUUUUCAGAAACACAUUUCUCAUAUUGACAUUUUGGGGUGUUGUGUGUUGAAGUUUGAGGAAAAAAAUAGAUGUACUCCAUUUUAGAAUGGGGCUGCAACAUAACAAAAUGCAGAUAUCGUGAAGCACUGUGAAUACUUUGCGGAUCUCUGUAAUAUGACUAAAUACCUAAUUUGAUUCAACAUGUAUUUGUUCUCACAAUAACAUUUCCAUUGCAUCUAAAAUCAACAAUGCUGUUCAUACUUGUUUUCAACAGGUGCAUCGUUGCCGCCUGUAGCUCACGAUGGCCCAGAACCAAGUGAUCCUGCAGUUCCACUUUGCCACAUUCGGCGACUCCAUGCUGCAGAAGAUGAACCUCCUUCGGCACCAGCGACGCUUCUGUGACGUCACAGUCCGCAUCAACCAGCUCAAAGUCUCCGGUCACAAGGUGGUGUUUGCCGCUGGUUCGUCUUUCCUAAGAGACCAGUUCAUCCUUCAGCAGGACUCCAAUGAAGUAGAGAUCUCCAUGAUCCAGGAGGCAAAGGUUGGCCAGCAGCUACUGCUGUCCUGUUACACGGGCCAACUUGAGUUUCCUGAACUAGAGCUGGUUAAUUACCUGACAGUGGCCAGCUUCCUCCAAAUGGGCCACAUUGUUGAGCAGUGCACUCAAGCACUAAACAAGUUCAUCAAGCCACAGCCUCCUCACAGGCUGGAAGAUAGUGAGAUGAGAAGAGCCAGCAGGGAGGAAGAUUUGAGAGAGCAUGAGAACUGCCAGGUGCAGACUAUACAAAAGGUGGAGCCCGUAGAGGAUGAUAUGAGUACUGAGGAUGACGACGACGAUGAUGACGAUGUCAUUAUACAGCCCAAAACACCUCCUCAGGUCUCCGAUGCACAUCCCAGGCACGAUGUGGGAGAGAGUAACAUAAGCAUAGUAAAGGUGGAGUCUAUGGAGGCGACCUUUCCCAGCAGCUCUCUGGCGGCCCUGCGCUCACCUGAGCCCCAACAUUCCCUUAUCAAUUCCACCGUGGACAGUCGUGGGAGCGAAAUGACGGCGCCCCCGAGCAUGCCAGACGACCCCUCCAGCCCCUCUUCUCCGUCCAACCCUGCAGAAAAACCAAUCGGUCACCAGAGGAACUACGACAAACCACUGCAGUGGUACCACCAGUGUCCCAAGUGCAGCCGCGUCUUCCGACAGCUGGAAAAAUACGCCAACCACCUCAAGAUGCACAAACUCUUCAUGUGCCUCCUGUGUGGCAAGACCUUCACGCAGAAGGGCAACCUGCAUCGACACAUGCGUGUCCACGCUGGCAUCAAACCCUUCCAGUGUAAGAUCUGUUGGAAGACCUUCACUCAGAAAUGCUCUUUACUGGAUCACCUCAACCUGCACAGCGGCGACAAGCCUCACCGCUGUAACUACUGCGACAUGAUGUUCGCUCACAAGCCUGUUCUCCGGAAGCACCUCAAACAGAUCCACGGCAAGAACAGCUUCGACAAUGCAAAUGAAGGCAACCUGCAUGAUGGUGGGCCUGAGGAGAAUGACACCCCUGGGCCAUUUUUCAUUCACUCAAACAAUUAUGAGACAGACUUAAAGGAGACAUACUAUGGAAAAUUGACUUUUUAAUGUAGUGUCUGCCUAAAUCAAGUUCAAGUCAACUUUAAUGUCAAAAGUGCUCUAUGUGCAACAUACAGCACAGAUGAAACUUCUUUCCUCUCAACCACAAGAGAGAGAGGAGCCGCUGCCGGUUCCCGCGCCGCCAUCAACAGAACAGUUAACAUAAAAUGACAAAAUAAUCCAACACAGCCUCGUCAUCAAGUGUGAAAUUAAACACCAAAGGAAACAUUUCUUAAUAUGUGUCUGUCAGGCAGCUGUUCUUCACUUCUGCCCCACUGUCACGAAAAAGAGGGGCCAAUCAAUGUAUUCACCAACCCUGCACUAAGCUUCUUGGUAAGUUAAAUGAACUGCGAUAAAAAUUACAGUCAACUUUGACAUGUGAAAAUUGUUUUUCCUGCAUUUUCAACAACAACAAAAAAUAAGAGUUUACAGAAUUAAUUGUGCCUUGAAUUGUCCCCCAACUUAAACACAUACCACAGGUAAAAAAAAAAACCCAAAACUCCUUGCUUGCUUUGUUGUUCAUUGUUGCCAUAAAUGUCAGUAAUCUGUAUUUUAAGGUUGAUCCAAUUUAAAUUACUGCAGGAUGCAGACCGCCGCACUGCAUUAGAUAGAUCCGCCCCUAAAAUGAGCAAAUUUCUCCAUGGCAUGAAAAAUGCUGUAAAAAUCUGUUCAUAAUCUUUGAUUCAUAGGUUACUUUGAUUUUAAGACCCCUGGGAAGCUUGGAAUUGUGAAAAAUGCACAAAAAACAUUUGAGACAUUGUCAUGUUGAGAUGGGACAAAAGAAAAGAAGUUAAAAAUAGUAUCUCAAGGCUACACAGCAUAAAACGUUGCAAAUUAAAAAGAAGACAAACAAAACAAGAUCAAAGGACAUAAUUAAGGUACGGCUGUAACAUGCAGCAAGGAAGAAUAUUCACUUUUGGGAAGUGUGGGUAACGUUUUGUACUGUUUAAGCUUCUCUGCCACAAGUCAAUUCUGCAUUUGUACAUCUACCGCCAUUUUCUGUAUGCUAAGGGACUCAAAACAUUUGUUCACCUGACUUACAGGAUAUGUAAUACAGUAACACCACUUACCAAAAACAAUACAACUCACGCAUAACUGUUGGUCACUUUUCAGAAUUUGUAUGACAGUGUAUUGCACUAAAAGUAGAAGUAAAUGGCCAAUGCACAUCUGAACUCUUCUUAUUGUCAAGCAAGCCUUUACUGUGCUCCUUAUACAUAAAUGGUCAUGCUCUUACUAUUUUCCUUUUUUGGUGGGUGGGUGGGUGGGGGGUAAUGCACCCAAACAAACCUAAUAUUGCAAAUGUCUCAUUUGAAAAGCAAGCCCAGUUGUGGCGUAAAUUCGAGUUUUGACGAUGUACAGCUCCAGUGCAACCCUCUGAAUAGACUUUACCUAUUUUCAACAAUGGUGGCAAUAGUAAGCUGCAUGGUUUUUCAAGAACAGAUUCUGUUUCGGGAAACUUGCUCUGGAUAACGUAAAAUUUACUCUGCACUGGAGCAUUGUGGCAGCCAUUAGGCUUCUCAAACUGGCGCUGAAAUGCUGUUAGGGACCGAAAACUGGCAAUUUUGCAAUGCUGCUACAAUGCCAAUUGGCGUAAGGGUAUGAUGACUUUGGGUCACCGCUUAUUUUGUCCAAGUGGUGCUGCCCACUUUAGCUGCAUAUUUAGUAUGGCUGUAGUGCACAUUGGGUCACUGUGUUGCUUUAAUUACUCUGUCCCUUUGCACUUCUUGUUUGGGAUUUAAAGUUUUUAAAAUGCCAUUUUCCAUCAAAGAUGUUGUUGACUGCUGUCUGAGUACAGCUUGUUGUCUUCAACUGUGAUAGAUAGCUAUUAUGCCAAAAAUUUGGAUGACUUCUUUUUAUUUAAAAAAGUCAGACAAGUGAAGUGUUUUUCUUGGUCGUGACAAAGUGACUGAAAAAAGGGAUGCUGCUGACAUUACAUUGCUAGGAAAAAAAAAGAUUGAUUAAACUUGUGGAUGUCCCAGCGAUUGGUGAACUAGGCUUCUUCAUAUAGAGUAAACUGUGGUUGAUAUUUCACUUUAUCAUAUUGUAGAUGCAUUCAUUUGCACUUGAACUUGCAGUACUGAAACAAAACCUUAAACAUAUCAGUGAUAUAUAUACAUAUACACACACGCAUAUGUAUGUAGCAUUUUAUGUGUACAAGUAUGUUAAACAAUAAAUACCAGACAGCGUUUUUUUAAAUGUGAAGAAAAAUAACAUGCCAAACAAUUGUUUCUGUUUUCUUGUAGAGUUUUGCCCCCCCCCCCC